This is a messenger RNA of Schistocerca piceifrons (Central American locust), 1046 nucleotides long. RefSeq lists its product as uncharacterized. The transcript is spliced from 5 exons. Bases 63 to 1046 code for a protein of 327 amino acids. NCBI's taxonomy places the organism in Eukaryota, Metazoa, Arthropoda, Insecta, Orthoptera, Acrididae. The record is from RefSeq and is a predicted model, not a curated record.
GCCGCCACCACGCCGCGGGCAGCGCCGGCGGUCAGCCCUCCAACCCCAACAUCCGCGACGACAUGUUCCGCAACUACCAGCCGUGGGUUAUCGCCACGUACGGCGACUCGGCCAAGACCAAGACCAUCACGCUUCGCAAGCACGCGCGCAUCUUGAGGACGCUCCGCGGCGAGGAGACCAAUUCGGUGGAAAACUCCAAGUUCCGCUUCUGGGUGAAGGCGAAAGGUUUCCGCAUGGGUCGACCGCCGGGUUACGUCCCCAAACCCGCCGACUCCAUCGUGGGCACCCAAGCGCUGCCCGGGCAGUCGCCCCACGAUGAACCACCGCUCUACGUUCCAGUCGCCACAGCCAAGGACGGCAUGGGUCGCGAGCGGCAGCUGUUCAAGAAGGUGGCCGUGGUGGAGAACUUCUUCGACAUCAUCUUCAGCGUGCACGUCGAGAUGGAGGGACGGGCUGGCAAGCACGCGGGACAGAAACGCACCUAUCGCGCGAUCACGGAGACGUACGCGUUCCUGCCGCGCGAGGCGGUGACGCGCUUCCUGCUGGGCUGCACCGACUGCCAGCGCAGGCCGCGCUCGCCGUCGCCCGCCGCCUCGGCAGCUGUGUCCCGGGGGCGCGUCGACGUCGGGUGCGGACACAGUGGACGCGGCGUGCUGUCGCGGGCACGAGGCAGGAGGCCCGAGGGCGGAGAUCGUCUGGCCGGCGAAGGGCUCCGCUGGACUCGGCUGGGCUGCUGCCGGAAGCGAGAGCGCCGCACAAAGGGCUGCGCGGACCUCGCAGGGCGAGCCCUUCUGACGCAGCGCAGCGCUGUCCGCAAACGCUGGAAAAAGACCAGCGGUGGCUCCUCAUUAGGGCAGCCGUGGCCAGCGCUCAUACGCCCCGUUAAUGACAGCUUGCGCGCGCAAAAUUGUUUAUGGCACCUGAAGCUGGUUCGCCGCAUCACAUUUCCGCCUCUAGAGCUGGCCUCGCGGGCCGAGCCGGCGGCGCGGGCCGCGUGCCCUCCGGGGUCACCGCUGGGCACCGGAGGUCGCGCGUCUCAUUAUUAA